This is a messenger RNA of Fulvia fulva, 1497 nucleotides long. RefSeq names its product H/ACA ribonucleoprotein complex subunit cbf5. The record is from RefSeq and is a predicted model, not a curated record. Gene Ontology annotation, biological process: mRNA pseudouridine synthesis; rRNA pseudouridine synthesis; box H/ACA sno(s)RNA 3'-end processing. Lineage: Eukaryota; Fungi; Ascomycota; Dothideomycetes; Mycosphaerellales; Mycosphaerellaceae. The coding region runs from base 1 to 1497 and encodes 498 amino acids. The transcript has a single exon. Gene Ontology annotation, molecular function: pseudouridine synthase activity; RNA binding. Gene Ontology annotation, cellular component: box H/ACA snoRNP complex.
AUGUCGAGCACCGAUGAGGAUCAGAUGAUCAUCAAGCCCGAGGCUGCCACUCCCGCCGUCGACACGAGCAAGUGGCCGCUGCUGCUGAAGAACUGGGACCAGCUGCAGGUCCGCACCGGUCACUUCACACCCAUUCCCGCCGGCUGCACACCUCUCCGCCGCGACCUCAAAUCAUACGUCUCCUCCGGUGUCAUCAACCUCGAUAAGCCCUCCAAUCCAUCCUCGCACGAAGUCGUCGCAUGGCUGAAGCGCAUCCUGCGUGUUGACCGCACUGGUCACUCCGGCACGCUCGAUCCCAAGGUGACAGGAUGUCUGAUUGUGUGCAUCGAUCGCGCAACCAGACUUGUCAAGAGUCAGCAAGGCGCAGGAAAGGAGUACGUGUGCGUGCUGAGACUGCACAGCAAGCUCCCCGGUGGCGAGGCACAGCUGGCGCGCGCUCUUGAGACUCUCACUGGCGCGCUCUUCCAGCGUCCUCCACUCAUCUCCGCCGUCAAGCGCCAACUUCGUGUCCGAACCAUCUACGAGAGCAACCUCCUCGAGUUCGACAAUGACCGACAGUUGGCCGUCUUCUGGGUUUCUUGCGAGGCUGGUACAUAUAUCCGUACCCUUUGCGUGCAUCUCGGUCUUCUCCUUGGCGUUGGUGGUCACAUGCAAGAGCUGCGUCGUGUGCGAUCAGGAGCCAUGAAGGAGGACGACACAAUGGUCACUCUCCAUGACUGCCUGGACGCCCAAUGGCUCUACGACAACCAGCGCGACGAGUCCUACCUCCGCACCGUCAUUAAGCCACUCGAGACUCUUCUUACCGGCUACAAGAGAAUCGUGGUCAAGGACAGUGCUGUCAACGCCGUCUGCUACGGUGCCAAGCUCAUGAUUCCUGGUCUGCUUAGAUACGAGUCCGGCAUCGAGGUGCACGAGGAGGUGGUUCUGAUCACCACCAAGGGUGAGGCCAUCGCCAUCGCAAUCGCGCAGAUGAGCACAGUCGAGCUCUCCUCAUGCGACCACGGCAUUGUCGCCAAGGUCAAGCGUUGUAUCAUGGAGCGCGACCUUUACCCAAGAAGAUGGGGCAUGGGUCCAGUCGCAACCGAGAAGAAGAAGAUGAAGGAGUCCGGCAAGCUCGACAAAUACGGCCGCACCAACGAGGCCACCCCAGCACAAUGGAGGCAAGAGUACAAAGACUUCAACGACCCCGAAGGCGUCAACGGCACCACACCCGCAAAAGCCGAGCAACAAGCCAUCGAGGGCGCUCCUGUCAAGGAGGGCAUCCCCGGCAAAGGCAAGGAGAUGCCAUCCAAGGAAGACGUCGAGAUGGCGGAGCCCCAUGACCCCGCGACCGGCGAGACCAACGGCGAGAAGAAGGAGAAGAAAGAAAAGAAGCGCAAGCACGAGGGCGAGACCGCGGAAGAGAAGGCCGAGCGCAAGGCCAAGAAGAAGGCCAAGAAGGAGAAGAAGGCGAAGCGCGAGUCGAUGGUUACUAACGAUAGCGACGAUAGUGAUUAG